GGCGCACAAUUAUUUAUUGGCGGUGAUAAAAAUUUAUAGUAACUAGUUAGUUGUCUUAAGCACACUGUACAAACGUACAAUUAUUUAUUGGUGGUGAUAGAUUUAUACUUAUUAGUUAGCUGUCUUAUGCACAUUGUACAUGCGCACAAUUAUUUGUUGGUGGUGAUAAAUUUAUAGUUAUUAGUUAGUUGUCUUAUGCACAAUACACAGGCGCACAAUUAUAUUAUAUUAGCUAUAGAAUUUGAUUUUUUUUUUUUUUGCGCGUGUGAAACUUAAGGGCCUCACAUUUGAAAGUUCGCCUAGGGCCUCUCAAAAUAUUUGGAAUCUCAGGGCCUAUAACUUAAAUAAGGGAACUAUAAUAUUGCCUAAGGCUCGAGCAACCCUAAUUCUAAUUUGGAGUUUGUCAAACUGAAUGAGUUGUUCGUUUGAAAACUGAACUUCUUCGCCAAUGAUAUCACUAAGUUUAAUUGAGGUGUCUUCUUCUGGUUUAGAAGGAGUGAAGUUGAUCAAACAGAUAGUGUCGAUAUCACUACCGGUAUCACUAUCGGUGUCACUGUUUGUAGAACUCGAGGUUUGACUGGAGAUCUCGUAUAGAAUAUCUUCGGAGUCAAAAAGCUCGUGACCAUAGACAACAUAGAGAUUAUCUGUUUGUAAAUGCUUGAUCAUUUUAGAGGCACUCUUUCCUUUUUUAGGACAGUUUGUUGCAAAGUGACCGGAUUCGUUGCAAAUAUUGUUCAAGCCUUGACGUGAACAAAAUAUAUACGUCCUGUUUGAAAAUAGUUUUUACUUCGUGUUUUCUGGAAAUUCAGCAGGGUAAUAACACCACCUUAGCAAAAACAAUAUAAAAUAAUAAUAGUAAUAAUAAUAAAUGGUUUUUUUUAUAUUAUUAUUAUUUUUAUUACCUUCUUGGUAAUUCCAUUUCAUGUUUUUGUUAUGUUCGGGGAAUAAAAAUAUAACAAAUUUUGAUUUUUUAAGCAUUGGGGAUCCAUUUCAUGUAUGUUGAUGGAAUCAGCUGUAAAGGCAGUUGGGUAAAGGUGGUUGGGCAAACAAGUAGAGGCGGCCUGCGAUCAAAGGAGGAUAAAGGGAAUGACCUAAACCAUGUUAGGGUUUUUUUUAUAAAAAAAAAUUGGCCGAACAUCCAAAUGGAGGCAGGGUUUUCUUUUUCUGUUUUGCAAUGUAACCUGUCAAUAUGGCUUCGGACGGUGCUGAUGAUGCCUUUUCUGCAAAAAAGAAACAGAAACUUGGUGAUGAUGAGAAGAAGCAGGAAUUGGAUGAAACUGAUGAUGGCGAGAAGAAGCAGGAGUUGGAUGAAGUCGUUAACGAUGAUUUUGAUUACGAUGAAUUGCAAAAAAGGUUUUUCGGGGAGCCAGAUUUAAGUUGGAUGAACAAUAGGCAGAUAUCUACACAUCCCCAGAAAGUGGAAUAUAAGGAAUAUGAGGAAGAGGAAUAUGUAAAUUCCGAUGAUGAUGAGCAGAUCCAAAAAUUGUUGUUUGAACACUCAAAACAGGUUAAGGAAAGCAGGGGCUUUGAUGUUGAUGAAUUUCCUGAUAUAAGAUCUGCAAAUAUAGUUGGUAUAAUUUUGCCACUUCUCGAACUCUCCACAUACCCCAAGACACUUGAACUUCUCAACACUCUCUCAGAUUUAGCAAUUACAAGCUACAAUCAGGAAAAUGAUACAAAUUACAAGUUUUUGAACGUUCAGAAGGCAAAUUCACAGGUUGCUGUUGGUGUCAUUUGUUAUAUUACUUUUGAGGCCAAGAAUGAUGAUGAUGACCAGCCUAAAAUCUUUCAAGCUAAGGUUUUGGCGGGAAUUAACAACGAGCACCGAGUUUAUUCAUGUUGGCCUAAAUCUACUCCUUGAUCAAGGUUUUCAUCUGUGAGAUUAUCAUCCGAAAAGCAAUAAUUAUUCCAGCCUUAAAAUUGACAUAUGAAGGAUGUUUGGCGGUGUUGACAGGAGCAACAGUAAUGGUGCUUGUGCAAAAAAUGGUAUCUCCAGUUAAACUAAUUGUUGAAUGAAGUGCGACUAAUUCCACUUCUAUAAAAUUUCAUUGACAACCUUAUUAUUAGUUUUUUUGUUGAAAUCUAAAUAGUAGUGUAUCUUAUCCAAGAAAUGUGGGAACGUCUUUUUUCUC
Messenger RNA from Cornus florida, 2132 nucleotides. RefSeq lists its product as uncharacterized. The record is from RefSeq and is a predicted model, not a curated record. Gene Ontology annotation, molecular function: cysteine-type endopeptidase inhibitor activity. The transcript has 4 exons. NCBI's taxonomy places the organism in Eukaryota, Viridiplantae, Streptophyta, Magnoliopsida, Cornales, Cornaceae. The coding region runs from base 1190 to 1861 and encodes 223 amino acids.